Talaromyces rugulosus is the source of this 849-nucleotide messenger RNA. RefSeq lists its product as uncharacterized. NCBI's taxonomy places the organism in Eukaryota, Fungi, Ascomycota, Eurotiomycetes, Eurotiales, Trichocomaceae. Bases 1 to 849 code for a protein of 282 amino acids. Gene Ontology annotation, molecular function: hydrolase activity. The record is from RefSeq and is a predicted model, not a curated record. The transcript has a single exon.
AUGGAUUUUCUACCACCAUUCUCCUGGGAUACCCAUGUUCAUGUCUUCGAUCCCAUCAAAUACCCGUAUAUUCCAAACACUCGUUACAACCCUCCCGCUCGAAGUGUACAGGAUCUGGUGACAUCGACACCGACUAAAAACUUUAUCAUCGUCAUGUCCGGACCUGAAGGCACAGACACUGCACAGACCAUUGAUGCAAUUGAGCAGCUGGAGCGAGAUGGUCGAAACGCAAAGGGUGUGGUAGUCAUGGACAUCGAAAAAAUGACGAUCGAUAAUCUGCAGCGACUAAAUGAUGCUGGCGUGCGAUCAGUAAGAUUUAACACAAGACGAGAUGAGAUAACAACGCUGGACUCUAGUUUCGAAGAAGCCGUUCGAAGAAUUCACACCGCUGGAGUCAAGUGGAGCGUUGAGGCUGCUAUUUUCGACGUUGCACUCUGGUACAGGCUGGGCCCAACGCUCCGUAAGCUCCACGGAAAGUAUGGGACGAUAUUUAUAGCCGAUCAUGUCUUCGCUGCUCAGCCUUCCCAAUUAGAAUCUACUGAAUUCAAGUCACUUUUGGACCUUGUCGAGGAUGGCAUGGUCGUCGUGAAGAUCUCGGGAUUGACCCGGUAUGGACGAGAUGCAGUCACCAUGAUGCCGGUGGUCAAGGAAGUACUGAAGAGGAGAAAUGGUACAGGCUGUGUUUGGGGAAGUGAUUGGCCUCAUGUGAACUCCAGUCCUGGAGCUACGAAUUUGAUGGAAGUCGACAUAUUAGAGCAUUUGCGUUUAUUGAAAUGUGUAUGUGAUAAGUUGGGAAAUGGCACAUGGGAGAAGGUUAUGAGAGACAAUGCUGUUUCGGUGUAUAUUUAG